Messenger RNA from Cucurbita moschata (crookneck pumpkin), 825 nucleotides. Its product is annotated as mitochondrial import inner membrane translocase subunit TIM22-2-like. Gene Ontology annotation, biological process: protein insertion into mitochondrial inner membrane; protein targeting to chloroplast. Gene Ontology annotation, molecular function: transmembrane protein transporter activity. NCBI's taxonomy places the organism in Eukaryota, Viridiplantae, Streptophyta, Magnoliopsida, Cucurbitales, Cucurbitaceae. The record is from RefSeq and is a predicted model, not a curated record. The coding region runs from base 92 to 700 and encodes 202 amino acids. Gene Ontology annotation, cellular component: TIM22 mitochondrial import inner membrane insertion complex; chloroplast envelope. The transcript is spliced from 5 exons.
AAAAAGGUUGGGAACUUUUGCAUUCGGGAGAUUAAGAGAUUGGGAAAGGGUUUAGCAGAGCAGAGAGGGAGGAAGAUAGAGAAUUGCGGCCAUGGCGGAUUCUUCGAAGGACGAGUCAUCUGACGCUGAGCUUGACACCAAUCCAUCAGACAGCCCUAAUUCUUCUGCCGCCGUAGUUUCCCCCUCUUUUGGUGGCCCUGCUCUUUGUUUUUUCAGGUUUGCCGGUGACUCCGCUGCUGGAGCCUUCAUGGGCUCCAUUUUCGGCUACGGUUCAGGAUUGUUUAAGAAGAAGGGCUUUAAAGGAUCAUUUGCAGACGCUGGAUCUAGUGCGAAGACAUUUGCAGUUUUGUCUGGGGUACACAGCUUGGUCGUUUGCAUGUUAAAGAGGCUGAGAGGAAAGGAUGAUAUUAUUAAUGCGGGGGUAGCUGGAUGCUGCACUGGUCUAGCUCUAAGUUUUCCAGGCGCCCCACAGGCUCUUCUCCAGAAUUGCCUCACUUUUGGAGCUUUUUCCUUUAUACUUGAAGGCCUUAACAAGCAGCAGCCAGCAUUAGCUCAUCCCGUGUUCUCGAGAAAGAGAAGCGAUAUGGAGAGGAAUCGUCCUCCCAUGGUUUUGCCCCUUCAGAUUGCGCUUCCAGCUGAAUUUAAAGGUGCGUUUUCUGCAUUCUGCAAGUCGUUGGAGAAGAGGAGAACGAGCUGGUAAUGCAUAAUCCAGCAUUCUUUUAACAUGUUUUGCAGAACAGCCAUGUUAAUGGCAAUUUGUAGCUAAUGUUUGGAAGAGUUUACUUGUUGCAAUUUGAGUUGGAAAGUGACUGGUUUUUUUUUUUU